Molecule: messenger RNA, 342 nt
Organism: Staurois parvus
Lineage: Eukaryota; Metazoa; Chordata; Amphibia; Anura; Ranidae
Source: the annotation of a GenBank genome assembly
GCACUGGUGGGCAGCACUGGUGGGUGGGCACAGGUGGGUGGCACUGGUGGGCACAGGUGGGUGGCACUGCUGGGCACAGGUAGGUGGCACUGCUGGGCACAGGUAGGUGGCACUGCAGAGUGGCACAGGUGGGCGCACUGCUGGGCACAGGUGGGCGCACUGCUGGGCACAGGUGGGCGGAACUUGCGGGCGGCACUGCUGGGCACCGAUCAUCAGGGCACUGAUCAUCAGUGCCCUGAUGAUCGGUGCCGAUCCCCGCUCUGACAACUGCCGGUUCUCGGCAGUACUUUCCUCACGAUCUGACAGCGUGAGGAAAGUGCAGCCGAGAACCGGCACUUGCAU